AUGCUCAGCUCACUCAAUUCCCAUGACGAAGAAGACGACUCCGACCACCACCACCGUUCCCACCACCGCCACCACCAUCAUGGGUUCAUCACCCAGUCCACCCACAUCCGCGAGCUGAUGAUCACCUGCGCAGAUCUGAUCAGUCGUGGAAAUCUCCCCGCCGCACGUCAUGCAAUCUCCCUCCUUUCCACCGCCGCCUCCCCAUGUGGCGACUCCGUCGACCGCCUCGCCCACUUGUUCUCCCGCGCUCUUUCUCUCCGAGUCAACCGGCAAGCCCUCGCCGCCGCCGCUGCUGCUUCUCCCGUGCUGCCGCCGCCAGAUCCGGAUGCCCUACAGUCGGCGUACCUCAUGCUCAACCAGGUCACACCUUUCAUCAGGUUCUGCCAUCUCACCGCAAACCAGGCCAUCCUUGAGGCAGUCGAUGGUCGCCGCUCAAUCCACAUCCUGGAUUUCGACACGGCGCACGGGGUGCAAUGGCCGCCUCUUCUCCAGGCCAUAGCCGAGCGGUAUGACGCUGCAAAUCGCCCGUCAGUACGGAUCACAGGCACGGGAACAGAUCUCAACACCCUCAGCCGCACUGGCGAGCGCCUCAAGUGCUUCGCUCAGUCCCUAGGGCUCAGAUUCCAGUUCUUCCCUCUCCUCCUCCCCUCGACCGGCAUCAUGAGCGGCGUCGAUCACACUGGUAUUGAUAGUUCUUCCGGUUUCUUCAACCUCUCGGCUUUCCAGCUCCACCCGGGUGAAACUCUGGCAGUCAACUGCGUUCUCUUCCUCCACAAGCUGCUCAGGGCCGAGUCGACGGAGAUCCAGCCGUUCUUGCGGGCGAUCAAGGCGAUGAACCCGGCUGUGGUCACCGUGGCAGAGAGGGAAGCGAACCAUAACUCGCCGGUGUUUCUACACCGGUUCAUGGGGGCAGUCGAUCACUACACUGCCAUGUUCGAAUCUCUCGAAGCCACGCUUCCGGCGAGCAGCCAGGAGCGACUGACGGUGGAGCAGGUGUGGUUCGGGAGGGAGAUUGCAGAUGUGGUGGCGGCAGAGGGAGAUGAGAGGAGGGAGAGACAUGAGCGGUUCGAGCGUUGGGAGAGGGCCCUGUGGGGGGCAGGCUUCGCCAACCUGCCGCUCAGCCCGUUCUCGCUGUCACAGGCGAAGCUUCUGCUGAGGAUACACUACCCGCUGGAGGGAUACCAGCUCCAGAUGGUGAAGGACUCACUCUUCCUCGGCUGGAGAGGCAGGCCACUGUUCUCAGUCUCAUCAUGGAGGCCCUGA
Spirodela intermedia is the source of this 1263-nucleotide messenger RNA. The record is from the annotation of a GenBank genome assembly. Lineage: Eukaryota; Viridiplantae; Streptophyta; Magnoliopsida; Alismatales; Araceae.